AUGGCUAACAAGUGUUAUCAAUGUGGAAAAUUCCUGUCACCAACAGAUGGCGUGAAAUGUUGCAAGUGUAGUUCAGUAUUCCAUCGAGCAUGUACUAACAUAAGCCCUAACUCUCGCAUAUCAGCCAAAUGGUCCUGUCGAAGUUGUACAGAAAAAGGUAAUACAGUGAACCGUAACACUGACAGCAGUAAAACUAAGCCAACUACAUCCACUGAGAGUCCUCUAAGCUUAAAUGUAAAUCCUGCGGAGAAAUACGUAGAUGCAGACAUGGGAGAAACCAGCGCCAAUAUUACCCUGGUGCAGGAAAUAAGACUCCUUCGGCUCGAAAUGGCGACAUCUCGCCAAGAAAUGGCGAAAUUGAACUCAACUAUGAGUGAGUUCAAUAAUAGAAUUAAUAAAGUUGAGGAACGUAUGACCGCUCUGGAGCAACAAGUCUCGAAUCACAAUUUCGAACACGACAGUUCGCAAUUAUUGCAAACCCAAAUACAGCAAUUGAAAGCAGACCUAAGCCGAAGAGAACAGGAGAGUAUGUUAAACGACAUACAAAUCAGUGGGCUACCCGAACAACAGGGUGAAAACCUCAUGCACCUGUGUCAGGUUAUCACAAAUAAAAUUGGCACCGAAAUUGACGCCCGUGAUGUAGUUAGCGCCGAGCGAGUCGGACCAAGGCGAAGCGUAGCACUCAAUGGCGAGCAGGCGCGUCCGAGGCCCGUAGUGGUCAGACUGGCGCGGCGUACACUGAGAAACGAUAUUAUACAAGCGGCACGAGUGCGGCGCGUUAUAGAUACGUCGGGCAUCAUGGAGGGAGCGCCGAAGCGCAUCUACAUUAACGAGCGGUUAACGGCCACCAAUCGACAGCUAUUUCACAGGGCUAAAGAAGAAGGUAAGAAAUGUGGUUGGCGUUACAUAUGGUCAAGAGAUGGAAAAAUAUAUGUGCGACGGGAACCAGGUUCAUCCGCCCACCGAAUUUGGUCUGAUAACGAUAUUAAUAAAAUUUUUGGUGCAAGUCAGGUUGGCACAAAUAUAAUUUAA
Molecule: messenger RNA, 1032 nt
Organism: Danaus chrysippus (African queen)
Lineage: Eukaryota; Metazoa; Arthropoda; Insecta; Lepidoptera; Nymphalidae
Source: the annotation of a GenBank genome assembly